This is a messenger RNA of Baudoinia panamericana UAMH 10762, 615 nucleotides long. RefSeq lists its product as uncharacterized. Lineage: Eukaryota; Fungi; Ascomycota; Dothideomycetes; Mycosphaerellales; Teratosphaeriaceae. The transcript has a single exon. The record is from RefSeq and is a predicted model, not a curated record. The annotation marks the transcript as partial.
GCAGCAUCGAAGGCGACGGCAACGGACACCAUUGCGCUGCUUGAAGAGCGGCUACACCGCAUCGACUACGCACUGAAUGGAGAUGCUGCGACCUAUGAUACACCAGUUGCAACCAUAGGCAACGGCUCAGCAUUAGCCCGGUUGCGUACACUCGAGCGGACAGUGUCGCAACUUGUCGCACGCUCACCAGCAGCUGCAGACGCCAUAUCACUACACAAGCAGCACCCAUCCAUCUUCAACACUACCGCGGGCGCAGCUUCGCCUCUACCAACCACCCAGCUUGCGGCGCUCGUGCUUGCUCGAGCCUCGCUCUACAUCUCCACCGCCGCACACCUGACACAGCUGCAGGACACGCAUAUCCCCGAUCCAGCACCGUUGACGAAGUUGGUCAAUCUACUAUCGCGGCUAGAGAGAGCACGGACGAGGCAGCACCAGCAAGCGCGCGAACUCGCCGAGCUUAGACAGCGUAGCGCACUGGCGGUGGAGAAGUGGUACGAGGUCGGUGUGCUGGAGAUGGGUGAGAACUGGGCUGACUGGGAGGAGCGGGUGCGGGAGGUGGAAAUAUUGGUGCGGAGGAGAGAGGCGGCGAAGAGGAGGGAGGAAGGAGCGGUCUGA